This is a messenger RNA of Thermochaetoides thermophila DSM 1495, 297 nucleotides long. RefSeq lists its product as uncharacterized. NCBI's taxonomy places the organism in Eukaryota, Fungi, Ascomycota, Sordariomycetes, Sordariales, Chaetomiaceae. The coding region runs from base 1 to 297 and encodes 98 amino acids. The record is from RefSeq and is a predicted model, not a curated record. The transcript has 2 exons.
AUGCAGUUCACCACCAUCUUCACUGUCCUCGCCCUUGCCUUCAGCGCCGCCGCGGCGCCCGCCCCGGCUGAGAAGAGCAGCGGCGGCAGCACCACCAUCACCUCGUGCUCCAACGAGAGCAAGCCCGUCUGCUGCAACAAGUCUGACGGCCUCAUCGGCGUCGACGUGCUGGGCCUGACCUGCGCGGUUGCCCUGCUCGGCGGCCAGUGCCAGGGUACCUCGUACUGCUGCGAGACUGAUGCCGCUGAAGGCGAUGGCAUCAACAUCACCGCUCUCAACUGCGUCAAGGUCGCCUAA